Podarcis raffonei (Aeolian wall lizard) is the source of this 1392-nucleotide messenger RNA. RefSeq lists its product as uncharacterized. The transcript is spliced from 2 exons. The annotation marks the transcript as partial. NCBI's taxonomy places the organism in Eukaryota, Metazoa, Chordata, Lepidosauria, Squamata, Lacertidae. The record is from RefSeq and is a predicted model, not a curated record.
CCGGCCCCAUUCACCCUCCGGGACUUCCAGAAACGUAAGGUCCCCACAAUGGGGGUGGGGACCUUCAGGGUGCAAUACCGAGGGCGGACACGGCAACUGGACUUGCUUGUGGUCAAGGGCCCCUACAUUAGCUUACUGGGAUUGGCAUGGUUUGGACCACUGGGGCUAGCCGUCACCGGGGUGAACCACACGAGCUUACAAGUGGACGUGGACGCCAUAUGCAAGGAAUUUCCGGGGGUUUUCGAUGGGAAAUUGGGACAGUAUACGGGCCCCCCCAUUGCUCUACAGCUUGACCCCACAGUACGACCGGUCAGGCUCAAGGCCCGCCGGGUCCCGUUCGCCCUGAAACCCCGUAUAGACGAGGAAUUGGACCGGCUCGUGGAGCAAGGAGUGCUGGAGCCGGUGCCUAAUGCCCCCUGGGAAACCCCAAUCGUCACACCCGUCAAGCCUAAUGGUUCGGUCCGCAUCUGCGCAGACUACAAAUGUACCAUAAACAAGGCCCUCACGGCCCAUGCAUACCCAGUGCCAGUGGUCAGCCAUGUCCUUGCCACCCUGGCUGGGUCGAAAAUUUUUGGCAAGCUGGACUUGGCCCAAGCAUAUCAACAGCUGCCCGUAGAUGAGGCCACAGCAGAGGCACAGACGAUUGUGACACACAGAGGAGCCAAGUGGGCCCCUUGGGUGUGGGGCCAGCACCAGGAGGCCGCACUCCAGGCAGUCAAGGACUUGCUUGUCUCAAACUCGGUCUUGGCACACUUCGACGAGAGGCUGCCGGUGGUGCUAGCAUGCGACGCCUCGCCCUAUGGCAUUGGCGCUGUCCUGGGACACCAACUCCUGGAUGGAAGAGAGGUACCGGUGGCAUACUUUUCCCAGACACUCAACGCAACUGAGCGGAACUACUCGCAAAUCGACAAGGAGGGUCUGGCAAUCGUGAAGGGAGUAAAAAAAUUCCAUGAUUUCUUGUACGGGCGGCCCUUCACCGUGGUGACUGACCACAAGCCGUUGCUUGGCUUGUUUGCCCCUGAAAAGCAGACCCCCCAAGUGCUGUCUCCUCACGUCCUCAGGUGGUCAAUUUUCCUUGCCAGCUACCAGUAUGCACUGAUUCACCGCCCUGGGAAGGCGAUGGGCCAUGCGGACGCCCUCAGCAGGCUACCACUACCGGAAACAGGCCCCGACCCAGCACCUGCACAAGAGGUUAUGAGCCUGGAGCUGCUUCCCGACCGCCCCAUUCAGGCACAAGAAGUUGCACACCAUUCCAAGAAAGAUAGGGUCAUCUCCCGGGUCCUGGACUGGGUGUGGAGGGGAUGGCCCAGCAGCAGCCCCGGGCCAGAAUUCGCCGGCUACACAACCCGCAAACAUGAACUGUCGGCCCACAAGGGGUGCCUGUUAUGGGGA